UCUGUCUCCCUCUCUCUCUCUCUCCAUCCCCGGAACGAAAGUCGAGGGAGAGUGCUUCAAACCCUAACACCAAUUUCUCUCUCUUAGAUCAUGUGAAAAUAUCUCUCGCCUGCGUGAGACAUUUGAAUUCGGAUCUGUCAUUUCUGAGUCAGAGCAAGCAGAUUUGAAGUCGUACCAAGAUAUUAUGACACGGCGGUGCUCGCAUUGCAGCCACAACGGCCACAACUCACGGACGUGUCCGAACCGCGGAGUGAAGCUGUUCGGAGUCCGAUUGACGGAUGGAUCAAUCCGGAAGAGUGCUAGUAUGGGUAACCUGACCCACUAUACCGGAUCAUUAUCCAAUAACAGUACUCCUCAAACCGGCUUUGCUCAUGACUCUCCCGGUGACACCCCUGAUCACGGUGCCGCCGCUGAUGGUUAUGGUUCCGAGGAUUUCGUUCCUGGCUCAUCAUCGAGCCGAGAAAGAAAAAAAGGCGUUCCAUGGACUGAAGAGGAACACCGGAUGUUUCUGCUUGGUCUGCAAAAGCUUGGCAAAGGUGAUUGGCGGGGUAUAGCACGCAAUUAUGUAAUUUCAAGAACACCCACUCAGGUGGCCAGUCAUGCCCAGAAGUAUUUCAUCAGGCAAAGUAAUGUGUCUAGGAGAAAAAGACGGUCUAGCUUGUUUGAUAUUGUAGCUGAUGAAUCACUCGGUACUUCAAUGUUAUCACCGGAUUUGUAUGCCAUCGACCCUCCACAAGUAGAGAGAGAAAUUGACAAUCCAUUGCCUGCUCCUAUUCCUGUGGAUGAAGAAUGCGAGUCAAUGGAUUCUGCCAAUUCCAACAACACUGAAACUGUACCUCACAGACCAGAUGGCUCACAAUGUGGAUAUCCAGUCCAAUAUCCUGCAUAUAUCACUCCGUGCUUUCCAUUUUCUUCUGCAUUUUUGUCUGGGUACAGUGCAGAGCCAGCCAAAUUGGAAACUCAUGAAGUGCUUAAGCCAACAGCAGUUUACUCAAAGAGCCCAAUUAAUGUUGAUGAGCUCAUUGGCAUGUCGAAACUAAGCUUAGGGGAUUCCCCAGGCGAAGCAGGAUCAUCCUCUCUCUCACUAAAGCUGCUCAAUGGCUCCACUAGGCAGUCAGCUUUCCAUGCCAAUACUGCCGCUGGCAGCUCAGACAUGAACUCAAGCAACAGUCCAAUCCAUGCAGUCUAGAAAUUGAGAGUUCCAGCUUCAGAAUCUACAUUCCUCUGUGUGGUCAAUGCAUUCAACUACACAGACCACUCCCUCGGUUCAAUUCUUGGCUGCUAUGAUGGAAGUGUGUAUCCAAAACUCUACGAAGUGGCUGCUUGGGAGGAUCCUUUAAAUGACAUCCGGAUACAUUCGCGGUUGAUCGCGAAAGCUACCGUGAAUGUAUCCAGCCUAUUCUGAAGCCACAGCUUCGUACUGCUAGACUCUGGAAGAACAUGUACAUCGUCGGAUCCAUAUAUUUGAAAUGUAUGUAUAGCAUGG
Ilex paraguariensis (yerba mate) is the source of this 1486-nucleotide messenger RNA. Lineage: Eukaryota; Viridiplantae; Streptophyta; Magnoliopsida; Aquifoliales; Aquifoliaceae. The record is from the annotation of a GenBank genome assembly.